CACAAAAAGUCUACACCUUCGACGCGCUUUCUCACAUAUGCAGCCAUGUCGUCGUCAAACGAACCAUUCUAUCUGCGGUACUACUCCGGCCACAUGGGCCGUUUUGGUCACGAAUUCCUAGAGUUCGACUUCCGGGUUGUUGGAGAUGGUCGCAGUGCGGUAGCCAGAUACGCCAACAACUCCAAUUACCGAAACGAUAGCUUGAUUCGAAAAGAGAUGUGUGUAAGCUCCGUUAUCGUUGAUGAAAUCAAGCGCAUCAUCAAGACAAGCGAGAUUACGAAAGAAGAUGAUUCAAAAUGGCCGCAGAAAAAUAAAGACGGUCGUCAGGAGCUGGAGAUCCGGAUUGGUAACGAUCACAUUGCAUUUGAGACCGCCAAGAUUGGAUCCUUAGUCGAUGUCACAGAAUCCGCCGAUCCCGAAGGGCUGCGAGUAUUCUACUACCUCGUCCAGGAUUUGAAGGCCCUGGUUUUCAGUCUCAUCGCUUUGCACUUCAAGAUCAAGCCUAUCUAAACGACAAAGAAGGCGACAAGGAAUGAGUCGUGGCAUUGGCCGCUCAAAACGGUCAAGCACAUAGUAGCGAGACUUAUAAAGGCGAUAAUGACGCAUCUGGUAUUUAUGAACGAUACCCAGCUGUCAAAGAGUGGCACGGAACGCUAUCGCCAACACUGAGCGUGUACUCUACAUAUUACGAAUUAAGGAAGCAUGCUUGUAAAAAAAGGGA
Molecule: messenger RNA, 721 nt
Organism: Fusarium graminearum PH-1
Lineage: Eukaryota; Fungi; Ascomycota; Sordariomycetes; Hypocreales; Nectriaceae
Exons: 6
Coding region: 46-510 (154 amino acids)
Biological process (GO): RNA splicing
Cellular component (GO): nucleus; exon-exon junction complex
Source: RefSeq, a predicted model, not a curated record